This is a messenger RNA of Physeter macrocephalus (sperm whale), 1355 nucleotides long. Its product is annotated as CXXC-type zinc finger protein 1-like. The transcript is spliced from 7 exons. Gene Ontology annotation, cellular component: Set1C/COMPASS complex. NCBI's taxonomy places the organism in Eukaryota, Metazoa, Chordata, Mammalia, Artiodactyla, Physeteridae. The coding region runs from base 81 to 989 and encodes 302 amino acids. The record is from RefSeq and is a predicted model, not a curated record.
CAGGGUUAGGGGGCUGACACUGAUUCCCCUGCCCCUGCCUUGACCACUCUUGUCCACAGAAGGAGAAGCAGCAGAAGCUCAUGGAAAAAUCAGAAGACUCAGAGCAGUCAGAUGCCGAGAACCCAGCCUCACUGCGGCAGUGCCUGGGACCUGGAUGUGUGCACCCCACCCGGCCAGGCUCCAAGUACUGCUCGGACGACUGUGGCAUGAAGCUGGCAGCUGACCGCAUCUAUGCGAUCCUGCCCAAGCGCAUCCAGCAGUGGCAGAAGAGCCCUUGCAUUGCUGAGGAGCAUGGCAAGAAAAUGCUCGAGCACAUCCACCGUGAACAGCAGGACACCCACACCCGCCUGAAGGACAUAGAGUGCCAUUUCCAUGAACUUGAGGCCAUCAUUCAGCGUGGCAAGCAGCAGGCUGUGUGCAAAGAUGAAAAGAGCAACAAACAUGGCAGGAACAGCGUCAACCUGCAGAUCUUCUGUGUCUCCUGCGGGCAGUCCAUCAAUACGCAGGUUGCCCUGCUCCACAUGGAGCACUGCUUCGCCAAGUAUGAGCGCAAAUUGUCCUUCAGGUCCAUGUACCCCACUUGCGUUGAGGGAGCCACAAGGCUCUUCUGUGAUGUUUACGACCCACGGAGUAAGAGGUACUGUAAGCGACUCCAGGUGUUAUGCCCUGAGCACUCGAAGGACCCCAAGGUACAGGCUGAUGAAGUGUGCGGCUGCCCACUAGUGAACAACGUCUUUGAGCCCACUGGUAAUUUCUGUUGCCUCCCCAAACACCUGUGCAAUCGCCACUACUGCUGGGAGAAGCUGAGACGUGCCGAGGUGGACCUAGAGCGCGUGCGCAUGUUGCUCAAGCUGGAAGAGCUGGUUAAGCAGGAGCACAAGGUGCGCACAGCCAUGAAGAAUCGGGCAGGGCUGCUGGCCCUUAUGCUUCAUCAGACAAUCCAGCAUGACCCGCUCACUACUGACCUACGCUCCAGAGUAGACAGCUGAGCUCUGCUCAGCUGAGGUCUUGUACUCAACACCCUGUGCAAGGGAGACACUCUACGAAUUCCUCACACACCUGUUCCUCUAACAUCUUUCUCAGGGCAUCUCAGAGUUCCUCUGUGCUUCUCUGUUCCCCAUUUAGUCUCCUGUCUCGGUCUAUGCCUCCUUGAGGUGGGGUGGUCCUCAAAAUCCCCCUCUUUCUGUCCGUUCCUGUAUCCCCCGUCUCUUUCUUUCCUGAAUCUGGGCGGGGCCAGGAGAUCUGCCCUGCCCUUAUCUCCCACCAUCCAGAGUUUUGUUUAAAAACUUUAGAACAAGAGAUUUUAAUAUUCUCUGAUGGCCCCUAAGCCGUUCUCUCUGGCCACAAACCCAAUU